Darwinula stevensoni is the source of this 1458-nucleotide messenger RNA. The record is from the annotation of a GenBank genome assembly. NCBI's taxonomy places the organism in Eukaryota, Metazoa, Arthropoda, Ostracoda, Podocopida, Darwinulidae.
AUGAGCCACUUGAAUGGAGAAGGAAGGGAGGAUGGAGGGAAUUGUAAGACUACAGCUGUGAUGGACACAAAGGUGAAGCAGGAAUUCCCCUCUCCUCCCAAGCAAGAAUCACAUCGAGAACGAGAACUGGUGAAGAAGGAACUCCACCCCCAUCCCCAUGCGCAUCAUGGGCAUUCCCCGCAUGGGAAUCGGGGCACAUCUAGUGCAGGGAUGGGAAAAGAUCGCAAGCCCCAUGGACUUGGUCCCAUCUCCUCAGCAUCUUUCCCCUCCUCAUCCUCCUCGUCUUCCGUGGUAGACAGUGAUCUGGUGCGGGACCUCAAGGCUCAACUGAAGAAGUCCCAAAGUGAGCAGAAGGAGAUGAAACUCCUUCUUGACAUGUACAAAGGAGUUGCCAAGGAUCAGCGUGAUAAGUUGGCAGCCAUGGCUCCGAUUGAACGAGCAACUCUUUGCCCCAUCGUCUACUACGAGUUCUUCCAAGGACACUCUGCGAGAGCCGCUGCGGACAACAUCUGCGCUGCAUUCGAGGGUAACGUCGUCCACUAUUCCACGACAGUCAAUGACAAAGCCCUGCGGAAUGCCCUCAACACGAAGCCGAACGCCACCACUCGCGAAUCGCCGACUACACUUGGAGUCACCCAUAUGGCCAUCGGCAACCAUCCGAACGACCUCGGCUAUCGGAAGGUUUACUUGACUUGGGUCCCUCAUCGGCUCGGCGACUCUGACAAAGCAAGCUGUGUGCAAUUGAUGGCAGCAGAAAGGAAAGCCAGGAUGGAGGUGGAUGAGUUGAAGCUCCAGCUCAAGAAAUUCCAGGACGCACGGAGGGAGGAGCGUCGGAAGCUGGCCGACGAAGAUGCCAUGCGCAAGAUUCGUCAGUUGGAGGAACAAGUGCAUCACCUGCAGAAGAUGGUGGCAUCUCACAAGCAGGAGGAAGCAGCCCUACUGAACGAAAUGGAGGUGACAGGGCAGGCAUUUGAGGACAUGCAGGAGCAGAAUGCCCGACUCAUCAAACAGCUGAAGGAGAAGGAUGAUGCCAACAUGAAGCUCAUGGGGGAACGCAUCAAGAGCAACCAGAUCAACAAGCUGGGUCGGGAGGAGAAGGACAUGCUAGUGGAACAGGUGAAGACAUUGACAACGCAAUUAGAAGCACAGAGACAAGUGGUGGUGAAGCUGGAGGAGAAGGAAGGACUCUUGCAGGCCUCUCUCAUCUCCGUCGAGAAGGAGGUCCAAUUGAGGACUCAGGCUGCCGAGACACACAAAAGGAAGGCCCUCGAGGCUGCCCAAUCUGCCUAUGAUCUCAACCUCCACCUUAGUAAGUCUCAUCCUGGACUUCUCAUGUCUCUUGCCUAUGUUGGAUUUUAUGACAUAUUGCCUCAGUGGAAAGCCCUUGCCCUGCAAGGGUUUUCCUACCCCUUCUGCAUUUCUUGUCUAAAUAGCCCUCAGUGUGGGAAAGUGCAAUAG